Messenger RNA from Spirodela intermedia, 1123 nucleotides. The record is from the annotation of a GenBank genome assembly. Lineage: Eukaryota; Viridiplantae; Streptophyta; Magnoliopsida; Alismatales; Araceae.
AUGGCCUGGGGGAUCCCGGGUUUAUUCUCCCCCUUCCACCCACCGGAGAUGGUGGGAGCGGCGGCGGAGGAGCCCUUGAACAGGGCUACGACGGCCGCCAGAAACCACAGGGAAGCCGAGAAGCGGCGGAGGGAGCGCAUCAACUCUCAUCUCGACCGCCUACGCGCCAUCCUUGCCUGUGACUCCAAGGUGCUCACUACUGAAAACCCUCUCUCUCUCUCUCUCUCUCUCUCUCUCUCUCUCUCUCUCUCUCUCUCUAACCAGUUAUUUCCAGUGAUGACUCUCAGAGGAGGGUAGUCCUUUUCUCCCAAGCGGACAUUCAGACAUAAUGCUCUCUUCCCAGCUUUAACUGCGUAGAGUGAGCGUGAGAAUGUGAGAUAAGACGAUUGUCCUUCAAGGUAGAAAUAGCUAACGGAGAGUUAUAGAGAGGAUAUGAAAGAAAGAGGACUCGACGGACUUUCUUGGGUUCACGGUUGAAAUCCGGGUUUAGGGCUUCGAUCAUCAUUUCACAGGUUUCCAUCCUUCUUAGGGUUUUUUCUCGGGUUUUUGCAAUCUUUAUCACCCGAAACUAGCUCACAAUGGCCUCCAUUUCACGGAAAAGUCGUUGACCUUUUUCCUCUGAAUUAGGGUUUCUUCCUUCUGUCCUCCCCUCCUUUUUCCUGUCCUGAAUCUUCUUCCCCAGAUCGACAAAGCCUCUCUUCUGGCCAAGGCAGUGCAGCACGUAAGGGACUUGAAGCAACGUGCCUCGGAGAUCGACAAUGUGGAACACUUCCCCUCCGAAACGGAUGAAAUCUCCGUUCAUCCUGAUGGCCGGAGGCCCACAUUCACGGCCUCCCUCUGCUGCGAAGACCGCGCCGGACUUCUACCGGAGCUUGGAGAAGCGGUGAAGUCCCUGCGGCUGAGGAUUUUGAGGGCGGAAAUCGCCACCCUCGGAGGGAGAGUCCGCAAUGUUCUCGUCGUAGGAGGGGAAGAAGAAGAUGGGUUGGAAGAAAAUGGUGGCGGCGGCGGCGGAAUGGCGGCCGCCUUCUUGAAGGACGCGCUUAGGGCUCUGGUGGACCGGACGGAGGCGGCGGAAUGCCAGAAGCGACGGCGCGUGGCGGACGACGGCGGAGCUGGUCUAUGA